Haliotis rufescens (red abalone) is the source of this 1415-nucleotide messenger RNA. RefSeq names its product arsenite methyltransferase-like. Bases 106 to 1143 code for a protein of 345 amino acids. NCBI's taxonomy places the organism in Eukaryota, Metazoa, Mollusca, Gastropoda, Lepetellida, Haliotidae. The record is from RefSeq and is a predicted model, not a curated record. Gene Ontology annotation, molecular function: methyltransferase activity. The transcript is spliced from 10 exons.
AGGCGCUCGUGCUGCAUGCGCCCUCACAGCAUAGACAGAUUUCGGUGGGGCGAAGCACAUGGGGGGAACAGGUUUGGCGCUUCCUCUUAGGAGACACUAUUCAAGAUGGCCGAGAUCAAUGACUACGUGAGGGACUUCUACAACUCCACUGCUGUCAAAUGUGACUUCAUCUGCGCAGUCAACGACUGGGACCUGACGCCAUCCAUCAAGAACAUCGUGUCUCAGAUGCACCCAGAGACGAUGAAGAGGUAUUAUGGUUCAGGGCUUGUAAUUCCCGAAGGCAUUGAAGGAAAGCGUGUCCUUGACAUUGGGUGUGGUUCUGGCAGCCUCGUUUUCAUCCUCAGCAAAUUAGUUGGACCAACCGGAAGUGUUGUGGGCAUGGAUUUAACCCCAAAUCUUAUUUCCGAAGGAAAGAACAGGGAGGACUAUCACCGCGAUAGAUGGGGAUACAACAAGAAAAACACGGAAUUCUUCGUAGGCAACGCCGAGAACCUUUCCGAGUUGAAAGAUCAGAGUUUUGACAUCAUUGUAUCCAAUGGUGUGUUUUGUUUGGUACCCAACAAAGACAACGCGUUCGCCGAAGCCUUCAGAUUAUUGAAGCCUGAUGGCGAAUUCUACCUGAACGAUGUGUACGGUGAGAAACCAGCCCCUUCUGACAUGACGGACGACCUUAAAGCUUGGGAUCUGGGCCUGACUGGAUCCCAGCUUCCAGAUGAAUUCCUUGCCUCGUCCAAGAAAGCAGGAUUCACCACUCCCUACCUCACAUGUGUCGGCCCUGUCAAUCUCAGCGAGGCCUACAAGGCCAGGCUACGCGGAAGAAGGUACAUUUGCGCGGGCAACCGGAUAUUCCGUUUGGGAAGCGGAACUAACAGAGGGCCGGCUUCGGUGACGUACAAAGGAAACAUCCAAGGUCAUGAGUCAGAGUUCAAAUGGGACAUCAAUCUGACCUUUAAGACUGGGGAAUCCGUAUCGGUAGACGAGGAACUUGCCACAAUUUUGGCCCAAACUCGCUACAGUGCAUUCUUUGACCUGGCAGACGCUAUCGGUUCUGUCAACACUCUGCGGGGUCAAAACCCCUUCACAUACCUGGACCAGAUACAAUCUCAGGGGAAAUGUCCUCCCCAUAUCUACACAGUGGAGUAGGAUGACGCUGGCCAGCAGAUGCUGCAGGAAUGGAAAACGUCUUUGCACUCGUGCACGUCUAGCAGAAACUUAUUACCAGUUAUUCGUAACGGAAUACUGCUUUAUGACCGCGUUACUGACUCGAGAUUUCAGCUAUCCAGGUAGAUAAACUCGUUGCCGUUGGGACACUGGCUAUUUUAUUAAGAAAUGCUUACGAAUUCUCAUUCAAGCGCAAACUUAACCCUGUAAUCACCGUUCUUUCAUAAUUAAAACCAGCAUAUUUUCUUAUCCUA